This is a messenger RNA of Gadus chalcogrammus (walleye pollock), 2366 nucleotides long. RefSeq names its product ALG8 alpha-1,3-glucosyltransferase (gene alg8). The transcript has 13 exons. Gene Ontology annotation, biological process: protein N-linked glycosylation. The record is from RefSeq and is a predicted model, not a curated record. NCBI's taxonomy places the organism in Eukaryota, Metazoa, Chordata, Actinopteri, Gadiformes, Gadidae. Gene Ontology annotation, cellular component: endoplasmic reticulum membrane. Gene Ontology annotation, molecular function: dolichyl pyrophosphate Glc1Man9GlcNAc2 alpha-1,3-glucosyltransferase activity. Bases 157 to 1728 code for a protein of 523 amino acids.
CUACGCUGUUAUUCGGUACGGAGACGGGUGUGUUUUAGAACACAAUAAUGCCUCAAAUCCAAAUGAAAGAAGGUAAUAGUGAGCUUUAUCGCUAGGUCAUCGGAGACGACGACAACGAACAAUAAAGUUGUGUUUGUCUAUGAUGACGUAGCUGUCAUGGCGGCGCCCGUGGAAAGCUCCGGCUGGUUUCCUGCUCUAGCAAUCGCAGUUUCUCUGCUAAAGUGUCUUUUUAUCAACGCAUAUCAUUCGACGGACUUCGAAGUACACAGGAACUGGCUGGCCAUCACGCAUAGCUUACCUGUAUCCAGGUGGUACUACGAGAACACCUCUGAAUGGACGCUGGACUAUCCUCCGCUGUUCGCUUGGUUCGAGUACGGCCUCUCACAGGCUGCGGUGCACUUCGACCGGGGAAUGCUGGUGGUGGAGAACCUGAACUACGCCAGCCCCGCCACCAUUCUCUUCCAGAGGCUGUCCGUCGUCUUUGCCGACCUGGUGUUCAUCUACGCUGUGAAAGAGUGCUGCACUACUGUCAGAGAAGAGAAAGCCGCCAAGGACCUGCUAAGGCGUCCGUGUUUCGUACUGGCUGUGCUUCUGCUGUGGAACUUCGGCCUCUUCAUCGUUGAUCAUAUCCAUUUCCAGUACAACGGGUUCUUGUUCGGCUUCCUGCUUCUCUCAGUGGCGCGGCAUCUACAGGCCAGGCACCUGGAGGGGGCGCUGUGGUUCUCCAUCGUGCUCAACUUGAAGCACAUCAACCUGUAUGUGGCUCCGGCCUACGGCGUCUACCUGCUGAGAUGCUUCUGUUUCACCCAGGACAACACGGACGGCUCUUUGAGAUGGAGGAGCUUCAGCCCCGUCCGUCUCGUGUCCCUGGGGGCCGUCGUCCUCUCCGUCACCGCGGCGUCCUUCGGGCCCUUCGUUGCCAUGGGCCAGCUCCCCCAGGUCCUGUCCAGGCUCUUCCCCUUCAAGAGGGGCCUCUGCCACGCCUACUGGGCCCCCAACUUCUGGGCCCUCUACAACGUCCUGGACAAGGCCCUGUCCAUGUUGGGUGUGCGUCUGGGGCUGCUGGACGUGGCCGGUCUCCCCAAGGCGUCCAUGACGGGCGGCCUGGUGCAGGAGUUCCAGCACGCGGUGCUGCCCUCGGUGUCCCCCCCCACAGCGCUGCUCUGCACCCUGCUGGCCAUACUGCCGGCCCUGUGGUGCGUGUGGCGGCGGCCCUGUGGUGGGCGGGGCUUCCUGCGCUGCCUGGUGCAGUGCGCCCUGGCCUCCUUCAUGUUCAGCUGGCACGUUCACGAGAAGGCCGUGCUGCUGGCCGUCCUGCCCCUCAGUAUCCUGGCUGUUGAAAGCAGACGGGAUGCUGGGAUAUUCCUGAUGCUGGCCACUACAGGCCAUUACUCCCUGUUCCCACUGCUGUUCACCCCCGCAGAGUUUCCCAUUAAGGUCCUGCUGAUGCUGUUGUUCACCAUCUACUCCUUCAGUGCUUUGAGAAACCUUUUCAGUGGAGAGGGUUCUUUGCUUCAUCCUCUGGAAGCCCUCUACCUUCUGGGCCUGGUCGCCGUGGAGGUCCUCUGCGAGGUCGUCUUUCCUCUGUCGCCGUGGCAGCAGACCCUGCCCUUCGUCCCCCUGCUGGUGACAUCCGUGUACUGCGCCCUGGGCGUCUCCUAUUCGUUUGUCCGACUUUACGUCUCCCUUCUGACACAGGAAGUUACUGAAAAAACCAAACGUCUUUAACAAUGCUGCUGUGAGCGAAAAUAUCUAGUUCUCUUUAAAAAACAUACAUGCCUUGUGUAGUGUUGUACAUCAUUUGUAUAGAAUUCUCAUGAAUCCUUUGGGACUCGUUGCUGUAGCAACCAAAUCCUCAAGCAUAUCAAGGACCAGUGGUUGACGAUGGAUCAAUGAUAGGCAAUUAGAAUUAUUUGCCAUUUCUAAGAAUCUAUUUUAUAUUUGCAAUUUUGUGAUUAAAUAUGCUAUUUGAUACAGUUUCUUGUGAGUAUUUUUUUUAUCAAUACAGUUAUUUGCUGUGUUGUGACUUGAGAUUGGAGAAGGGGUGAGGAGGGGGAUACAUACACAUUUGCACAUUCAAAAUGUGGACAGACCAUGGGGUUAGAGCUGUUCUCAAGGAAAUAACCCGACACAUUGGAAGAUUCUUGAUGAACUUUAUUGGUAAGGCAACACAGAGCAUGAUUCAUUAAAAUCCACCAUUAAAAUGACUACUAUGAACCUAAUGCGCAGAGUUUUAAACAACACAGUCCAUCUUCCUUGGACAAUCUCUGACGUCGCAGUUUUUAAACAUACAAAUAACUCCCUUUUCUCAUUUCUCCUUUCUCCUCUCAAGCGGUACAAAGGCUGCAUUGUAAAAAAAAAAAGAA